AUGGGCACCUGGGCCUGCACAGCCUUUCUGCUGCUCUGCCUGACUCCUGACAGCCAGCAAGGCGGCUAUGGCUCCCCUAGUGGUCUUGGAGCAGGAUUCAGGAACGGAAACGGUCUGGGAGCCCAACUAGGCCUUCCGGCUCAGAAUGGCUAUGGAGGAGGGGUUGCAGCAGGAGUGAAGCCUCAGAAGACAGGCUUUGGGCACAGGCAUGGCGGCGGGCCGGAGGCGGCGGCCUUCCCCGGAGCUGCCCUGCAGCCAGGGUUUGGAGGGGGUCCGAAGCCCCCAAAACCAGGCCUAGGUGGGAGCGUGAAGCCUCAGAAGCCAGCCCAUGGGCCAGGCAAUGGGCAUGGGAUGCAAGCCCCGGCCUUCCCCGGAGGCAGAGCCCAGCCAGGACUCAGCAAUGGAAACGGCCUGGGUGUCCAGCCAGGCUUUGGAGGGGGCAGAAAACCCCAGAAGCCAGGGCUGGGGAAUGGGAACGGGAUGGGGGCCGGUGCCCUCCUCAGAGCUGGAACUCCACCAGGCCCUGCCUCUCAGAAUGGCUACGGACCAGGAUACGGAGGAGGCAUGAAGCCCCAGAAACCAGGAUUUGGGAGCAGGAAUGGGCUUGGAGCCCAGCCAGGCUUUGGAGGGGGAGCAAAACCCCAGAAGCCAGCUCCUACCGCGGGAAACGGCUACAGCCCAGGCUAUGGAGGGGACACAAAGCCCCAGAAACCAGGGCACAGGAACGGGCUGGGAGCCGGGGCCUUCGCUGAUGCAGGCACUCAGCCAGGCCUGGGACGGGGCACCAAACCUCCCAAACCAGGUUAUGCCAAUGGGCUGGCGGCCCAGCCAGUACAGAACGGCCAGUUCCCAGGUUACCAGCCUCCCAAUGGUUACCGACCAGGGGCAGAACCGGGCUUUGGUGGUGGCCUCAGGCUGCAGAAAGUCGGUUUUAAUUAUGGGACUGGAGCUCUAGGCGCUGGGCUUUUCCCUGAGGCCCGCCCACCACCAGCAUUCCCUGGGCUCACUGGCUUUCGGAAUGGUCUGCUGCCACAGGCCUCUGCCUGGCCAGCCCUCCGGCCCUGGGAGGCUGGCAUGAAACCAGGAUACAGAUAUGCAGGAGUUGGGAGUCAGCCAGGACCCUAUGGUCAGCGGGGGCCAGAGCUGGGUCUGGGGCCCUUUGGGGACCCUGAGGUGAAGCCAGGUGCCAGUAGCCAUCUGGAAAAUGCCUAUGAAGGCGCCUCCAAUUGGCUGGGCUGGUGCCGGUGGCGCCGGGCCUCCGCGUCCCGGCCCGAGGUCGCGGAGAGCGGUGCCGAUAGGGCGCUGGGGCGGCCGGCGGCGGCCAAGCUGGCUACGGGGCUGCCCCGCUCGCGCUCGCACCCGCGGUUCUCCCGCGCCCGCGUGCACCCCCGGCUGGGCCGGACCCGCGGGUCGCUGCCGCCCUCCCCGCCGCCCGGGCCGUCGCUGCCGCACCCCCCGCUGCCGGGGCUCCCGGCCGGCCUGACCGCGGGCCCCCCGCCGCCCUCGGCGCUCGCCCAGGCCGAGCUGCCGCCGCUGCCCGCGCUGCCGCUGCGGCCCGAGCUGCUGGCUCCGUGGGGGCCCCUCGCCCACCUGGCGCUGCCGGAGCUGCCGCCCGCGGCCUGCGCGCCCGCGCCGCCCCGCGCCGCCCUCGCGCUGCAGGGCCUGCCGCGCCUGCCCGCGCCCGCCGCCGCCGCCGCCGCGCCGCUGCCCGUGGGCGCGCGCGGCCGCCCGCCGCUGCUGGGCGAGGCCUCCCCGCGGCCGCUGCCGCCGCUGCCCGCGCGGCCCGCGCCCUGCGGCCUGCUGGCGCCGCCCGCGCCCCGCGAGCCCUGGCCGCGGCCCGCGCCCCCGCCGCCGCCCCCGCCGCCCCCGUACUUCCUCCUGUGGCCGCCCAGCUGA
Dipodomys spectabilis (banner-tailed kangaroo rat) is the source of this 1896-nucleotide messenger RNA. RefSeq names its product basic proline-rich protein-like. The record is from RefSeq and is a predicted model, not a curated record. Bases 1 to 1896 code for a protein of 631 amino acids. The transcript has 32 exons. NCBI's taxonomy places the organism in Eukaryota, Metazoa, Chordata, Mammalia, Rodentia, Heteromyidae.